AUGAAUUCUGCACUCAAUCUUCUCCUCUUCCUCUUUUUGGCAUUCACUGGAGCAAUAGUGAAUGCCGGUAAUACAGUCCAAAAAUCUAUUUUCAUUUUGGCCGGUCAGAGCAAUAUGGCCGGCCGGGGAGGAGUUAAGAGCGCCCGUACCCCAACAAACAAAACCGUCCAAGUAUGGGACGGGAUUAUUCCACCCGAAUGCCAACCCAAUCCCUCCAUCUUUCGGCUAAACGCCAAGUUGGGUUGGGAAUUGGCAACUGAACCCCUACACGCAGACAUAGAUACAACCAAGACAUGCGGUGUAGGGCCCGGCAUGUGCUUUGCUAGGGAGGUGUUGAACCGGGUAUCCUCCUCUAGCCCGCUGGGUGUAAUAGGCUUGGUCCCUUGUGCGAUAGGGGGGACAAGUAUCACCCAGUGGAGCCGCGGCACAACAUUAUACAACAAGACCUUAGAGCGUGCGGCGGCGGCUCUAAGGGACGGGGGAAAAAUCCGGGCUCUCCUGUGGUAUCAAGGAGAGACUGAAGCUCAAAUAGGUGUAGGCUCGUUCGCUCUAGAGGUCCCGAGGUUUUUCACCUCGAUUCGCCAGGAUCUCCAUAUGCCCCAGCUUCCAAUAAUCCAAGUUGCCUUGCCACCCACUCUUAACCUCACAUUUACACAGGUGGUAAGAAACAUCCAACUGGAGCUCAAACUUCCCUUUUUGAGUACAGUGGAUGCGAAAGGCUUAGAGCUCAAACGUGGUGAUCCUCUUCAUCUUUCAUCUUCGGCUCAAGUCCAUCUUGGCAAAAAGAUGGCUAGGGCUUUCCUCUUCAGUUAG
Messenger RNA from Ipomoea nil (Japanese morning glory), 813 nucleotides. RefSeq names its product probable carbohydrate esterase At4g34215. Lineage: Eukaryota; Viridiplantae; Streptophyta; Magnoliopsida; Solanales; Convolvulaceae. The transcript has a single exon. The record is from RefSeq and is a predicted model, not a curated record. The coding region runs from base 1 to 813 and encodes 270 amino acids.